Molecule: messenger RNA, 309 nt
Organism: Eimeria tenella
Lineage: Eukaryota; Apicomplexa; Conoidasida; Eucoccidiorida; Eimeriidae
Product: uracil phosphoribosyltransferase, putative
Exons: 2
Coding region: 1-309 (102 amino acids)
Source: RefSeq, a predicted model, not a curated record
AUGGAGUCUGCGCUGCGCGCAGUUUGCAGGGGCUGCGCCAUCGGCAAGAUUCUGAUUCAGCGCGACGAGAAGACCUCCGAGCCGGUGCUGUACUACGCGAAGCUGCCGGCGGACGUGCACCGGCGCAGCGUGCUGCUGAUGGACCCCAUGUGCGCGACGGGCGGCAGCGUCUGCCGCGCAGUGUCGGUGCUGAAGAGCUGCGGAGUCGAAGAGGAAAAAAUUGUCUUCGCCACUCUCAUGGCUGCGCCGCCCGGGCUCCACAAAGUGCUGCAGCAGCACCCCAACAUCCGCAUUGUCUGCGCCUCGUGA